AGCAGUUUCGGUCGUAUCUUUAGUCUCUCGGCUGCACUCUCAACUAGGAGCUGUAUAAAAGAGAGUGCCUGGCCAGCUAAAGAGUUAGUUGGGGAUUAAUUGUUGUGCUGUGAAUUGUGGAAAAGUGCCUUACCUUAGCACAGCACCGAGGCGUCAAAGAAUUAUUCUCGGGAGUAACUUUGAAGAAGAUUUUUGUAUGAAGUGCAAGUGACUUGAGAUGCAUCACAAAAUGAGUGCAAGUGCUAUUUUUCAGGCAACAAUUAUUGGAAUUUUAUUGUUGGAAUGUGCAGUUCUUUCAAUUCAUGCUGAAAAUGUCCAUAGGAGAUUCCCACCGGAUUUUGUUUGGGGAGUGGGUAGUUCGUCUUAUCAGAUAGAAGGGGGAUGGAAUGAGGGUGGUAAAGGUGAAUCAAUUUGGGAUCACCUGACUCACAAUCAUCCCGAGAAAAUUGCGGAUCAGAGCAAUGGAGAUAUUAGUUCCGACAGCUAUCACCAGUGGCGAAGAGAUGUUGAGAUGGUAAAGGAAUUAGGUGCUCAUAUCUACAGAUUUUCCCUAUCCUGGCCAAGGAUUAUGCCCACAGGGAUAAUCAAUACGGUUAAUAAAGCUGGAAUACGGUACUAUAGCGAUUUAAUUGAUGAGCUCUUGCGCUACAACAUUACACCAAUGGUCACAAUAUAUCACUGGGAUCUGCCACAGAGGCUCCAGGAGAUGGGUGGCUGGACAAAUCCUGAGAUUAUCAAUUACUACUUAGACUAUGCAAGAGUAGUUUUUGAGCAAUAUGGGAACCGUGUCAAAAUCUGGACAACAUUCAAUGAACCAUGGCAUGUAUGUGAGCAGUCUUAUGGACAGGACUAUCUGGCACCAUCCUACGAUUUCCCAGGGAUCCCAGGUUAUUUUUGUGGACACAAUUUGCUGAAAGCUCAUGCGGAAGCUGUUCACAUGUACAGGACACGCUUCCAGCCAACUCAAAAUGGUAAAAUCGGCAUAACUGUAGAUACAUCAUGGCAGGAGCCAAAGACUGAUAGUGAUGAUGAUAAAGAGGCUUCCGAAAUGGGAAUGCAAUUCUAUAUUGGAUGGUUCGCUCAUCCAAUCUUCUCAGCCACAGGAAACUAUCCUCAAGUAAUGAUUGAUAGAAUAGACGCUUUAAGCAAGCAGCAGGGAUUCCCAAGAUCCCGACUGCCAAAGUUCACUCCUGAGGAAAUUGAGAGGAUCAAGGGAACGUCUGACUUCUUUGGAGUAAAUACCUAUACAUCAGUUCUUGUAACGAAAAAUGAUCGGAACAAUACAGUUGGUCACCGAGUGCCAUCCUUCCAGCAUGACAUGAAUACCGUUGAGAGCAAGGAUCCAGUCUGGCCAAGAGGUGCCUCCGUGUGGCUUCAUGUGGUGCCAUUUGGAAUGUACAAAUUGCUGAAUUGGAUCCGGAAGGAGUAUGACAAUCCUCCAGUUUACGUGACUGAGAAUGGGUACUCAGAUUAUGGAGGCACGAAAGAUAUCGGUCGAGUCAAUUACUACAAUUCCUACCUCGAAGCAGUCCUCGAUGCCAUCGAGGAUGGCUGCAAUGUUAAAGGAUACAUUGCAUGGAGUUUAAUGGACAGCUAUGAGUGGAAGGCUGGCUUUACUGAGAAGUUUGGCCUCUACCACGUUGAUUUCAAGCACCCAAAUCGAACGAGAGUUCAGAAGACGUCUGCAAAGGUAUUCGCCAAGAUAAUUAGCACAAACAAAAUUGAUUGGGAUUAUCAGCCAGAGCCAGAAGUUUUUAUACCAUCCGAACCCAGCAGUUCUUGCCAAAUUUCUUUGAGGUUUUCUUUGCUCAGUGUCGCCCUUAUUGGGAUGAUAUGGCGAAUGUGAAUUAUCCUCCGUCUAGAGAAGCUUUUAUUGAAACAAAUCGGUAUUGCACUUAAUGUACAUUUUUGUGAUAGCGUGACAAAUAAAAAUGUAAAUUCUUUUUUUAAA
Messenger RNA from Phlebotomus papatasi, 1951 nucleotides. Its product is annotated as myrosinase 1. Bases 218 to 1846 code for a protein of 542 amino acids. The transcript is spliced from 7 exons. Gene Ontology annotation, molecular function: beta-glucosidase activity. NCBI's taxonomy places the organism in Eukaryota, Metazoa, Arthropoda, Insecta, Diptera, Psychodidae. Gene Ontology annotation, biological process: carbohydrate metabolic process. The record is from RefSeq and is a predicted model, not a curated record.